Electrophorus electricus (electric eel) is the source of this 1621-nucleotide messenger RNA. NCBI's taxonomy places the organism in Eukaryota, Metazoa, Chordata, Actinopteri, Gymnotiformes, Gymnotidae. The record is from RefSeq and is a predicted model, not a curated record.
AUGGAUUGUAUCUGGAAAAUGGUUUUUUUCAGUAUUUUAACUUUCUAUGGGCAAGGAAAGGUGUUAGCAGGGAGUUUUUGGCAUAUCACUGACCUCCACUGGGAUCCUACCUACAAUCUAGGGAAUGGGAACUCAGAAUCAGUUUGUGUUUCAAGUGGUAGUCGUCCUACCCCACAUGCGGGUAAAUUUGGAGACUAUCUCUGUGAUUCACCAUGGGACCUCAUAAAUUCCUCUGUACAUGCCAUGAGGGAUAUUCUGCCUGAUCCAGAUUUUAUCAUUUGGACUGGAGAUGAUACUCCUCACAUACCUAAUGAGGAUCUGGGAGAAGAGGCAGUCCUCAGCAUAAUAGGCAACCUCACCCACACCAUAAAGGAGCUCUUUCCUAAUACAAAGGUCUACUCAGCUCUGGGGAAUCAUGACUACCAUCCAAAAAGCCAACUGCCACCUGAGCAAAACCUCAUCUAUGAGCAGAUACAAAAAUUGUGGGAGAGCUGGCUGGACCCUCCAUCAAGAGAAACUUUUAAGAGAGGUGGAUACUAUACAGAGAAGCUGUUGAAUCAAACUGGAUUCAGAGUGCUGGUUCUGAACACUAAUCUGUACUAUGACCAGAAUAAAGUCACAGAAAAUCUUAAGGACCCAGCAGACCAGUUUACAUGGGCAGAUCAAGUGCUCACUGAGGCUGCCAAAGCCAAGGAAAAGGUAUACAUCAUUGGCCAUGUUCCCCCAGGCUUUUUUGAGAAGAAGCGACAUAAGCCAUGGUUCAAAGCUGAAUUUAAUAAGCACUAUGUGGACCUUGUUCAGAAGCAUCAUGAUAUUAUAAUUGGCCAGUUCUUUGGUCAUCACCAUACAGACAGCUUUCGAAUGUUUUACAGUACAUCAGGAUCUCCAAUCAGUGCCAUGUUUGUGACUCCAGGAGUCACACCUUGGAAAACAACACUGCCUGGUGUAGCAGAUGGGGCAAAUAACCCUGGCAUUCGAGUGUUUGAGUAUGACAGCAAAACACUUUUAGUUAAGGAUGUGGUGACCUACUACCUGAACCUGAGCCGUGCAAACAUUGCAGAGACACGCUGGGAGAAGGAGUAUCGGCUGACUGAAGCUUUCAGAGUGCCAGAUGCCUCCCCAGCCUCCAUGCACCACAUCUUAGAACGGAUAGCAAACGACAACUGUUACCUCCAAAAGUAUUAUGGCUUCAACUCAGUGAACUAUGACCUUGCAGUGUGUAAUGAGGGCUGCCGUAUUGACCAUGUGUGUGCCAUGCGAGAGGUGGAUUUUGAGGCCUAUAAACAUUGUGUGGAGAAGGAGGGGACAUCCUCUACUGUCCCAGGACUGCUGGCUGUGGCUCUUGCAGUGAUACUGGGCAUGUGGGCCAGCCACGAAUGCUUCUGAAGCACUCCCUCUGUUAUAGCCACAAAGGAUGCACUCUUGCAAGUAAACUCUUAAUUAAGGCUGUAAUUAAGCCUUUGUUUUCGUCUCUUAAGCUUGUACCACACUGCAUACACAUACAUUUUUGCUUUUCAUGGAUUGUAUCUUAAAACCAGACAACAAACCUUUACACUGUCAUAUAAAUAUGUCGAUGUGAGUUACAAUACUGCAAAACAUUCCAAAUACACUGCUGAACAUU